CCUCUGAGGAGCUCAUCAAUGGCCUUGAGGAAUACGUCGCCGAGAGCUUUGCCUCGGUGACCGUGCGUGAGGGGGUGGACAUUGUACAAACCAACUUGUCCUUCUUACGCCAGCAGUUUACUCGCAUGGCUACACACAUCUUGCGCUGCACAGACCACACCUUUGGCCCACGGCUUCUGUACAUGUGCACCCAGGGCCUGUUUGAGUGUCUGGCUCUCAAUCUGUACUGCCUGAGAGGAGAGCAGAGAGCCCUCACCGCUGUCAUCAACCACCGCAUCAGGAGGAUGUCUGCGGAGGUGAACCCCAGCCUGGUGAACUGGCUCACCAGCAUGAUGACCAUGAGGCUGCACGUGAUCCUGGAGCACAACCCUGUACAGGAGGCUGACAUCAACCAUUACGUCAUACACACACAGACUGAAGCAACCCAGAGGGUGGAAUCAGAUGUCCAGACCGAACAGCAGGCUGACAGUCAGAAUGUAGAG
This is a messenger RNA of Clupea harengus (Atlantic herring), 482 nucleotides long. It is a transcript of the gene bag6l, whose product is annotated as large proline-rich protein BAG6-like. Gene Ontology annotation, biological process: ERAD pathway. Gene Ontology annotation, cellular component: BAT3 complex. The record is from RefSeq and is a predicted model, not a curated record. The annotation marks the transcript as partial. NCBI's taxonomy places the organism in Eukaryota, Metazoa, Chordata, Actinopteri, Clupeiformes, Clupeidae. The transcript has 5 exons. Gene Ontology annotation, molecular function: misfolded protein binding; polyubiquitin modification-dependent protein binding.